Messenger RNA from Stylophora pistillata, 1567 nucleotides. RefSeq lists its product as uncharacterized. The record is from RefSeq and is a predicted model, not a curated record. Lineage: Eukaryota; Metazoa; Cnidaria; Anthozoa; Scleractinia; Pocilloporidae.
CAAAAGGUCACAUGGGCCGACAAAUAGCCUCUGGCGUAAUUCAAUCGCACAUGCAUCAAUUCUGCACGCUUAUACUUUUGAUAAUUCCUCAAGCAGAAUGAAGUCUUUUCACUUCCUUUUACUCCUGGCCUUGGUUAAAGCCUCUGCUAUUCCAGAAAUAACAUCGCCGAUACUUCCCAAAUCUUGUCUGGACUACUUACAUCAAGGUUUGACUCAGAAUGGCUUCUAUGUCCUUGUUGAUAACCAAGGCCAUCCAUUCAUGACUUACUGUGAUCUGUCAUACGAGCCAGGCUCUGCGUGGACCUUGGUCAUGUCUUGGCAGACUGCGAAAUUCCGGGAUAUGCCCUAUUUCAAAACCAAACUGUUCACAGAAGAUGCUCCAAUCAACGCAGGUAGUCCAAACUGGUUUAUUUACCGCGAGACGCUCGCAAGGAUGAAAUCCAUUCGUAGCCAUUCCACGCACUGGCGAGCAACGUGCGAUAUCAACAAUCUAAAAGGGAUCGAUUACGAAGAUUACCUCCGGGGAAGGCUCGGAGACUUGGAUAUCUUAAAAUGGGAGGGUGGACGAACUUGCUUUCCUAUAGACUAUGUGAACAUUCGCGGAAAAGCCGCGGGGUCUGGCACUACUAUGGCAUUCUGGCAGGUUCCAAAUAAGUAUAUUCUCCACACAGACAGUACAAAUACCGGAUGUGAAUUUUAUUAUGAUGCGAAUCCAAUUGUGGACUUCUUUGGUUUCUAUGGAGACGGACUAAGCGAAGAAUUCCGUUGUAGUGCAGAGCCUGAUUCCACAACUCAAUGGUGGUUUGGCAGUUAUCUCUCAGAAAAUCGAAUUUUUCAAAACAUUUCUCAACUAUUGGGCGUAUAAUAACUUAUUUCAUCCGACUAAACGUCGUAAGAUCUGAUAACGAAUUCUCCCUUUCGGUUGCUAUAGAUUUUAUUAGUACUGAAAUGAAUAGGAUUUGGUGUAAUAUUAUGAUAACACCCUUUAGCAGAUAUGUUUGUCGUUUCUAAUGAUCUAUUUGCUGGAAUACAAGUAAACCCUCCUUUUCGGUGAAAAUCAGUGGGAAAAAAAAAACUGAUGCCAGCGCACCGCGCGGAAUUCUGGGUGUAAGGCGCUAAAAAGUAACAGCAGCUUUUCGCACGCCUGAACCCAGAGUUCUAAGCGGCGCGAUAACUAAUCAAUUUUUUUUCACUGAGAUCUUUUUUGACUCGCACAGAGGACUUCACAGAAAAGGAGGGACUGCUGUCAUAAAAAGUUCCGUUUUCGUACAUUUACUUUAUCUAACCAGCAACUUGUAAGUGCAAGUGAUGAAUGUAAAUUGGACCAGUUAUAAUGAAUCUGAAUAGAUAGUUAUGAUCGUUUCAUAUUUAGCUACCAUUUAGGAAACGAUUUUUUUUUCUGAGUUUAACGAUUACCUAGUGUAUGAAAACCAGUUUUUUGCUUUGUUUGGUGUUGUUGUUGUUGUUGUUUUACUAAUUUUCAUUAUUUGUUAAAACAACUGAGCUAUCUAAUGGAAAUGACAAUAGUCGAUAAUGUUUUCUGGAUUGAAAGUGUCCUCUCACCAUU